Corythoichthys intestinalis (scribbled pipefish) is the source of this 1705-nucleotide messenger RNA. Its product is annotated as trypsinogen-like protein 3. Gene Ontology annotation, biological process: proteolysis. The record is from RefSeq and is a predicted model, not a curated record. Lineage: Eukaryota; Metazoa; Chordata; Actinopteri; Syngnathiformes; Syngnathidae. The transcript has 5 exons. Bases 10 to 771 code for a protein of 253 amino acids. Gene Ontology annotation, molecular function: serine-type endopeptidase activity.
UACAACAUCAUGGAGCUUCUACUUCUGCUGCUUGCUUGGGGACUCACAGGAGCGUUCCCACUGGAGGACACCAAGCUGUGCCCACUUCACUCCCAACCCUGGCAAGUGUCCCUGCACAGUCAAGGGACGACGUGUAGCGGCGUCCUCAUAAACAAGUGGUGGCUGGUGACAUCAUUUGCCUGCGCGCCCAGAUCCACCAGCGUCAUCGCGUCACUUGGGGAACAAGAUGUGACAGUGGAUGAGGGAACUGAGCAGCACAUUCCUGUGGCUGACGUCAUCUACCAUGACCCGUAUCGGUCGCCCCUCCACAGCUUGGUCAUGGUGCGCCUGGUUGAGCCAGCCCGUUUGAACCAGUACGUCCAACCUAUAGGUCUGCCGGGUCGCUGCCCUCAGCCUGGAGAUAGUUGCAGUGUCAGUGGCUGGGGUUCCACUGUGCCACAGCAAUAUGAGUCUCCUAAGUUGCUAAAGUGUUUGACUGUGACCGUUGUGGAGGAUCAAACUUGUAUGAGCACCUUCCCUGACUACAUAUUUUGGAGCAUAGGCAUGGUGUGCGCUGGUGGGGCCAAUGAGACCAACUGUUUGCAUGAUAAUGGAGCAGUGCUGGUAUGUGACGGGCAGCUGCAGGGUGUGCAAUGGUUCAGUCACGGCUGUGAAAACGAGGAGCACCCGAGCGUCUACACCAAGCUUUGUAUGUACAAUGACUGGAUGCGCAGAGUGAUGGACAACUACAUACCAACUACAACCAAAGCAUGGUCUACAACCUCGUUAUGAGGGGGCGUAAAACACAGGAGAAAACAAUACCUUGGGCAUUCUUGUUUAAUUCAACUGCUGCCUUAUGACUCAUGUGAACUAGCAGAUUAAUGAACAACCUUACCACAACAUACCUCAAACUAGAAGUCAGAGGGUAUGCAUUCAUUUGCACCUGCAAGGCUAGCUAAAAAAAUACCUUAAUAAUUACCACCUGAAAUUAAGUUGAUCACGUUUAAACAUAUUCUUAAUACCUAAAAACUAGGGGUGUACGGUACACAAAAAUCUCGGUUCGGUACGUACCUCGGUUUUGAGGUCACAGUUCGGUUCAUUUUCGGUACAGUAAGAAAACAAAAUGCAAAAUAUAAAUGUGGUAGUUGUUUAUAACACACCUUUGUGCUUUCAACAAUAGGAACAUUAGCCUAUACAAAGCAAGAAUUCUGCUCAAAAAGUAGCGGGUAUUUAAAGAUAAUCCAACAACAAUUUGCCUUUCAGACCCCACGUAUUGGUAAGCUUUCUUUAUGAAAGAAAGAAGAAAAAAGAGGUCCUGUGCUAAAGAGAAAAGCAAUCCCAAUGACAAAGAUUUUAAAAUGUAUUUUACAAAUGAAAUGCCUCAAUGAAUCUUUUUUUUUCAUGAACGGUUUUCAAAAGCUUUACUGGUGGAUUUUCUCAAGUUAAAGCGCCACACAGAAAUGAAUAAAUGUACUUGUGUAAGCAGGAUCUGUGUAUUAUUGUUAUUAUUUAAUUACAGGUGUUUUAGUUCAUUUCAAUUUAUUUUAUUUAAAUGGGCUAUUAUUUAUUUUAUUAUGUGUUUAUAUUUUACAAAUGUGAUGUAGUAUUCAUUUAUAUUGUAUAUUUUAUGUUGUGUAACUUUAGUUCCUAUGUGAAUAUUAGUUCCUACUUGUUUUGUUGUGGUAGGAGGGUUUUGUAUUGAACACGGGGCCGUGUUGGUUAUUAU